AUUGCAUUUCUUAUCUUUCAUGGGGAAAAAGUCAGCGAGUGUCUCAGGGCAUAGAGGUUUUGAAUUUAAAAAAGAAAGAGGUCAACAUAUUCUAAAAAACCCCCUGGUUGUCAAUUCCAUAUUGGAAAAGGCUGCCUUGAAGCCCACCGAUAUAGUGUUGGAGAUAGGACCUGGUACUGGAAAUAUGACUGUGAAGCUCUUGCAAUUGGUGAAAAAAGUUAUUGCAGUAGAAAUAGAUCCAAGAAUGACGGUAGAGCUCUAUAGACGAGUACAGUUUAGCCCCCUCAAGGAACGAUUGGAACUGAUUCAAGCUGAUAUUUUAAAGAUGGAACUGCCCUAUUUCGAUGUUUGUGUUGCUAAUAUUCCGUAUCAGAUAUCAUCACCGCUAAUCUUUAAACUGUUGGCACAUCGUCCUUUUCACCGAUAUUCGGUGUUGAUGUUACAAAGGGAAUUCGCUAUGCGUCUAAUAGCCCAACCAGGAAGUGAAUUGUAUUGUCGUUUAUCUGUGAAUGCAAAGGCGUUGGCAAGAGUAUCUCACUUGAUGAAAGUUAGUCGCAAUAGUUUUAGACCUCCACCUAAAGUAGACAGCAGUGUAGUUCGUAUAGAACCUAGAAAUCCUCCACCUCCUGGUAACUUUUUAGAAUGGGAUGGUUUACUUCGUAUUUGCUUUCAACGAAAGAAUAAGACCUUGGGAGGUAUCAUGAAACAACAUGCUGUACUAUCUUUAUUGAACUCCAAUGAGAAACAGUUACAAAUGAUGCAAGGUUUGGAAAGUGCUAUGGAACUCACCCCAAUGAUGACAGAUGAAGAGGAACUAUCCAAGAAAGAAGAAGAAGAAGAAGAUGAUGAUGAUGAUAAUGAAACGGAAGAGUUGAAAGGAAUGAAAGAAAAAAUAAUGAGAUUAUUGGAGCAAAACAAUUUUUCCAAAUGUAGAGCUUCUAAAAUGUCGUUGGAUGAUUUUAGGAGAUUGCUUAAAACUUUUAACGAAGCCGGUCUUCAUUUUUGCUGACUAGUGCAGUGUUUGAUGUUUGU
Galdieria sulphuraria is the source of this 1032-nucleotide messenger RNA. Its product is annotated as dimethyladenosine transferase. Gene Ontology annotation, molecular function: rRNA (adenine-N6,N6-)-dimethyltransferase activity. The coding region runs from base 20 to 1009 and encodes 329 amino acids. Gene Ontology annotation, biological process: rRNA methylation. Lineage: Eukaryota; Rhodophyta; Bangiophyceae; Galdieriales; Galdieriaceae. Gene Ontology annotation, cellular component: mitochondrial matrix. The transcript is spliced from 4 exons. The record is from RefSeq and is a predicted model, not a curated record.